This is a messenger RNA of Anneissia japonica, 3216 nucleotides long. Its product is annotated as armadillo-like helical domain-containing protein 3. Bases 258 to 2303 code for a protein of 681 amino acids. Gene Ontology annotation, biological process: regulation of Golgi organization. The transcript is spliced from 24 exons. Lineage: Eukaryota; Metazoa; Echinodermata; Crinoidea; Comatulida; Comatulidae. The record is from RefSeq and is a predicted model, not a curated record. Gene Ontology annotation, cellular component: cytosol.
AACACGCUCGUGUGAGAGUGGAGUCACUCGUGCGUGUCAAAACUUGAUGACGAGUAAUAAUGAUGGGAGUUGCGGUAAUCGCUUUUCUAUCAUCGAACUGAAUUAUUAACAGUAACAUUGUUGUUGGACAGAUAUCCCACUUAUGAAAUGCACACAAUAGACAAGGUGGUAAACACUUAAUGGUGAUUAGUUCUACGAAAUAGUUGUCGUGGCCGAAUUUGUCUUCAAUCACAUCUUAUUCAACAACCCACAACAAGAUGCCUGAAACCUACAAAGAUGGAGUGCUGCGAACCAGCUCAGGAUCCAAGGGUGCUCUCAAGGAAAAGAUCGUUCAGAUAUAUGAUGCAUUUUUUCAGGGUCAAGAUCCUUCUAAAGGAGUUCCAAAUUUCUGGGAUGAGAUGUUUUUAUUAAAGGCUAAUGUGCAAUAUAUAGAAUCUGAGUUCGGAAAAAUGAAGCCUGAGCAAGUGGUUGCAUUGAAGGAAAACAUUAAUAACCUUUUCUACCACUGUGUUGAGGCACUGAAGGAAGAUUAUCUGUUACGAAUAGUCAAUGCAUUACAGACACUAUGUGCUCUUGUACGUGGGGUGCACAAGAAGCGUUUAGGAGAUCACAGUUUUGAUAUCAUCAAUAUUUUGAUAGGCUUUGAUUCGGCAGAAACACAAAUGCAGGCUCUGAUAAUGCAUCUGAAUGGCUUCCUUACAGGUGAAUACUCUGUAAGCUUGAAGAACCUUACUCUUCGACUUUUAUUGGUUCUGGUCACGGUCACAGACAAUGUCAGUCAGAAUACAAUUCUGGAGUAUUUAAUGAUCAAUAGUGUGUUUGAAUCAAUAUUAAAAAUCCUUGCUGAUCCAGCAUCCAGACAGCAUCAUGGUUUUGACUCUGUACUCUUGCUUACCAUUCUAGUCAACUACAGAAAACAUGAGUCUGCUAAUCCAUAUAUCUUGAAGUUGUCAAUACUAGACAAUGAGCUUGCAUUAACGGGUCUAGGCUGUGUGAUCUCAUCAGCAUUAGCAGAAUUCAACAGGCAGUUUGGGGCAAGGGGUGAAGAUGCUAUAUCUGGAGGGGGAUGGUUCUCAGCUAUUACUAAUAUGGUUGGAAGUAUGUUUGUUGCUGAUUCAGAUGGACUUCAAGCCAUUGGCAAGGAUACCAAUCUUUCUAUAUUAUUAACUCUCUAUGAAGCCGUACACCUCAAUAGGAAUUUCAUCACAGUUUUAUCACAUAAUCAUGCUGAAUUGGAUUCCCGAUCAGAAAAGCCGACAUCAGCCUCUUCACCUGCCGUUCCUGGUCUCCACCCAAUCGACACAGCACAAAUCAAUGAAACUCCAACCAAUAUUCUAGCUACAUUCUUUAGUUAUUGUUCUAUCAUUAUGCAAGACACAAAAGAUAAUGAACGAUUAAACCAUGCUCGACUAUGUCUCACCAUCCUAAAUUGUAUUGCAGAGGACCAGUAUGCAAAUUCAUUCCUGCAUGAUGCUAACUUGACUUUUAAAGUGCACCUUCAUAAAGUGCGUAUGAGACAUCGGAAACCUUUAGCAGAAAGGGAUAUGCCGUCACGGCCAUUGGCGUGUGCUCUUCUUGAUUUAAUGGUGGAGUUUGUAAUGAGUCAUAUGAUGAAGAACUUUCCAGACGAGUUGUAUGUAAAAUGUCUUGGUAUCAUUCAUCGAAUUAUGUGCUAUCAGAAAAAAUGCAGAGUACGUCUGCAUUACUGCUGGAAAGAUCUGUGGACAGCUCUGAUUAGCCUGCUAAAAUACUUGCUAUCCAAUGAACAGACAUUGAUGGCUCAAUUUGAUGUGUUUGAGGUCGCUAUUCAAGUGGUGAACAUCUUUAAUCUGUUCAUCACCUAUGGUGACACGUUCUUGCCUAAUCCAACCAGUUACGAUGACCUGUAUUAUGAAGUCAUAAGAAUGCAUCAAAUCUUUGAUCACUUGUAUUCCAUGGCUCUUCGACAUUCAACCAAUAAUGGUGAAUACAGAGACACAGCAAACAAACUCACAGGAAGCCUAAUAAAUAUAAGAGCAAUCAUCAAUCAUUUUACUCCAAAGAUUGACUCAUGGUCAGCCUCCAAUAACUUAACUACAUUAACUGAAGAACAGGUUUUGAAUGUUGUUCGUGGGAACUAUGAAACUUUGACUUUGAAACUCCAGGACAGUCUGGACCAAUUUGAACGUUACUCCGAGAAGCCAAAAGAAAUUGCUUUCUUUACUCAAAUGGUACGGUCUGUAGUUUGUGACAGUCGUAAAAAUCUAAGCAUCACCAACUUGGAACAGCAACGUCUGCUACAGGAGUUUUCAACCAUUAUGUAAACAUCAGCUCAUAUUAUGUUAAUAUCAGAAUCAAAAUUAGGCAAAAUAAGCCUUCCAAUAAUGUUAAACUGAUUGGGGCACUUUUCACUAAUCAACAUAUUUUAAUUUUUAAACUCACUUUGAUGUGUAAUAUUAUUCUUUAUUAUUUUUAUUGUAGUUCUGUUUAUUCAAAAUAAAUCCAAGUACACUUACUCCUGAAUGUUUUUGUACAUGAUAUGAACUGGUGAAAUAUUGAUGAAUCAGUGCUACGUUGUGUGUAUUAAUAUUUAAUUAAUUUAUUAGCAUAGCGAGGUGAUUGCAUUGUAGAGAAAAAUAUUGACUUCACAAGCAUUUUCUAUGUAAAUCUUCUAAUUUAUAUUAAUAGGAUUGAAAAAAGUGUGGCUGCUACCUAGCUCUGGCCAAAUAUGCCUGGUUCUUGAUAAGUACAGGCUAACUCGUGCCCAUAGUUAUUAGCCUGUACCCAAGUUUUGUGUAAGAUCUACUUUUGCAUUUCAAACAUUAUGAAGAGAGCAUUAUCUAUUUUGAUAUUAAUCAAGGUACAACUACAUGACUUACUAAUUAGAAGAUUUUGAUAGGGCAUAAAUGAAAUUUAUAAAUUCAUGAUCAUCAAGGCACUAUUACAGUAGUAGUGAGUCAGAGCCAUAGAUGUGCACUCAAGUUUAGUGCAGUGAAAAUUUAAAAGUAUUAUUAAAAAAAAUUCCUUUUGGUAGACAAUUGUAAUACAAUAUGUAAUAAGUAUUUAAUAUUAGAUUUUAUUUUAUUAUUACGCCAAAUUGGGUAUGAGUAAGUACAGGUUAGCCAACACGCCUGCCAACGCAACAAACUACAGUAUAUCCAAAGUAUCUUUGAUUACAUGCAUUGCAUAUCAUCGUUGUUGAUAUCAAAAUAACAAAUAAAUAAGUAUCAGAUAUUA